This is a messenger RNA of Scedosporium apiospermum, 1782 nucleotides long. RefSeq lists its product as uncharacterized. The transcript has 2 exons. The record is from RefSeq and is a predicted model, not a curated record. The coding region runs from base 1 to 1782 and encodes 593 amino acids. Lineage: Eukaryota; Fungi; Ascomycota; Sordariomycetes; Microascales; Microascaceae.
AUGCCCCGCUACUUCUGGAGGUCCCUUACCUCGGCCUUCGCGCUCUUACUCGCACCAACAUCUACGCGUGGCUUUGUGUGGGAGACGAUUGAGCCGUCUUCAAACCUCGAAUACCACGACUGCUACAACGAUUUCAAAUGCGCCCGCCUUUCCGUCCGUUUGGACUGGUUGGAUUUAGAAAACCCUCACAAGGUCGACAUUGCCAUCAUCAAACUUCCCGCCACUGUACCCGAUAAUGAUACCAGCUUUGGAGGAAGCGUGCUGCUCAAUCCGGGAGGACCUGGUGGUAGCGGCGUCACUCUUGCUCUUGAAUGGGGCAAGCAGGCACAGUCCAUCCUAGACGGGAAUAAACACUACGAAAUUAUCGGUUUCGACCCGCGCGGCGUCAACUUCACCACUCCCCAUGCCAAUUGUUAUCCUGAUCCCCUUACCGCGGCUGCGAACACUUACCUGGUCAGUGGAAUUGGGCCCCUGGAGCCGGGAGAGGAUGCCCGAACCAAGUGGAGGAUGGCGCUGAACAGCGCCUACGCAAAGAGCUGCGCUGCAACCUUGGACCGCGAAGGAGGCAUCCUAAGGUACGCCUCCACGGCGUCAGUGGCCCGGGAUAUGGUAGAGAUUAUCGACAAGAUCGAAGAACUGCGCGAGAAGGAAAGCGAAGCAGAGAUCCCAAGAAACGUCACAGAGUGUAAUAUUGGCAAAAAGCAGCCAGCAAGGCUUCAAUACCUCGGGUUCUCUUACGGCACUAUUCUCGGAAAUACUUUCGCCUCAAUGUUCCCUGGGCGUGUUGGAAGGAUGGUCCUAGAUGGAGUCGCUGAUGCUAAUGACUAUACCGCCGGGACGUGGUUGACCAAUUUGCAAGACGCAGACGAGAUCAUCGACUAUUUUUAUAAACUCUGCUUUGAAAUCGGAACUCAAUGUCCCUUAUUGGAGAAUACUGAUACCAGCUGGGAGGAUAUCAAGAAGAGGGUCGGCGACGUAAUCGCCAACCUUCGAGAUUCGCCGAUAUCCUUCAACGCGCCCUCCGGCCCCGUUCUUCUCAGAGACGUUGAUGUCUAUGCUGUCCUUCGCACCGCUCUUUAUCAACCCAAGAUGUUUUUCCCAGUCGUCUAUCAGGGCUUGUACAUACUACUGAAUGGGAACUACGACGCCUUCGGCUCUGCCUGGGAGUCAAUAUAUCCGAAGCUUGACAACCUCUGCCCGAGCAACAACCCCCCACCAAGUCCUCUUGAUGCCCUCGCAAUCAUUUCAUGCUCCGACGGGGAGGAUAAAACAAAGUUGGGUGUUGACUACUGGGACGACUACGUCUCCCAACUUCGGAACCAAUCCGAGGUUCUUGCCUCCCCGUGGGCCGAAGCCUCAUUUCUAUGCUCGGGCUGGGAUAUCCGUCCCAAAUACCGGUACUCCGGCCCGUUCAAAACCCCGGAACCUGACUCGGCCGUUGUUGAGGGCAAGCCGGCAGCGCCCCUCCUAUUCCUCUCAGGCCGUCUUGACCCGGUAACGCCACUUCGCAACGCGUUCGCCAUGGCUGCUGGACAUCCCGACUCUUCCGUCUUAAUCCAGGAGUCUGUCGGUCAUUGUGCACUUGUCACAGCGCGAAGCAACUGCACAGAGGCUUUCGUCAGGGAGUAUUUUGAGCACGGAUCUGUGCCCGAGUCCGGAACGGCCUGCGAGCCAGAAUGUGGUGCACUGGAGAUAUGUGAGGAAGAGGAGUCUGGCGGAGCUCCUAUGUUGCGAAGACGGAGAUUGGGCAUGGGCGGAGCACCUUUCCACCGGGGCUUCUAA